This is a messenger RNA of Patella vulgata (common limpet), 5915 nucleotides long. Its product is annotated as ubiquitin-conjugating enzyme E2-22 kDa. The record is from RefSeq and is a predicted model, not a curated record. NCBI's taxonomy places the organism in Eukaryota, Metazoa, Mollusca, Gastropoda, Patellidae. Bases 86 to 685 code for a protein of 199 amino acids. The transcript has 6 exons. Gene Ontology annotation, molecular function: protein binding; ubiquitin conjugating enzyme activity. Gene Ontology annotation, biological process: proteasome-mediated ubiquitin-dependent protein catabolic process; protein polyubiquitination. Gene Ontology annotation, cellular component: nucleus.
GAGACCGGAAGUUGUUUAUAAGAGAUGCUACAUAAUUCUUACUUUCUGAACUUAUUUUAUUUCUAACUUAGUUUAUUGUAACACAAUGACUAAUAUAGCUGAAGCUAGAAUUAGAAGAGAAUUCAAAGAAGUUGUCAAAAGUGAUGAGGUUGCAGCUUGUAAUAUAAAAGUAGAAUUGGUAAAUGAUACAUUUAAUGAGUUACGAGGAGAGAUAGCAGGACCUCCAGAUACACCAUAUGCUGGUGGUCAAUUUCAUUUAGAAAUUAAAAUACCAGAAACAUACCCUUUUAAUCCCCCAAUAGUAAAAUUUCUAACAAAAAUAUGGCAUCCAAAUAUAAGUUCAGUUACUGGGGCUAUUUGCCUAGAUAUAUUAAAAGAUCAAUGGGCUGCAGCAAUGACCUUACGAACGGUUUUACUUUCAUUACAAGCUUUAUUGGCUGCAGCCGAACCUGAUGAUCCACAAGAUGCAGUAGUUGCCCAGCAGUAUAAAGAAAAUCAUAGUAUAUUUGAAAAGACAGCGCAUCAUUGGACAGCAGUUUAUGCUGGAGGUCCCAAGUCAUACCCAGAUUUAGAUUCAAAAAUUUUGUCAUUAAAAACUAUGGGAUUUGAAGAGCAUCAAGCUCGUGCCGCUUUAUCAUCUAAAGGCUGGGAUCUGGAGAGAGCUACAGAAUAUUUAAUAAACUAAUAUUUAACCUGCUACUAAAAUUGUGAUGAAAAAGUCUGAGAAAGAAUUGUUUUUGUGACAGGACACUUUGAUAUUCAUUUGUAACAAUGAAACAACUGUGAAUAGUGAACUACAUCUUCACAAGAUUAUCGUUGCAAAGUUUAGUCUGCCACACUCUACCAAAUAGUAUAUAAAUAUAUGUUCAUUUUGUGAACUUUUUUACACAAUAUCUCUCAAAUUAUAAUACAUGUUUAUCAGUAAGGCUGCAACGAUAGAGUCAAAUCUAUAUUGCAGUAUGUUGCAAUAUGUAUGGUUUUCAGUUAACAAAUUUUUAUGAUCACUAAGUGUGAUAAAGAAUCUGUUAUUAUUAAUUCAAGAAAAAUCAGGUUUUAAUUAAUAUCAAGGACUGUUUCUAAAAGGACUGUCUUAAAACAGUGAUAUUAUCGAGAGAUAAGCAAGGAUAUAGUAUUUGUAUAAAUUUAAUUUGUCAAAAUUUCUAAACUAAAAUGUACAUGUAUAUUUAAAGAUGGGUUCCCAGAAAAGUGUUUAUCGGGUGGUUAUUUCCAAUAAAAGUAUGGCAAUUUGGGUAUAUAUGGAAAGUAGAGAUAUCCAAUCUUACUAGAAAAAUACUGGAUUCCCCGAAAAACACUCAUGGAGCGUAUACAAGACAAAAAUGUAAGGGUUCCCCUAAUCAACAGCCCGACGAUUAGGAACUUCUGCACGCAUGAUGUCAAAGGUCACAAGCGAACAUUGAGUGCUUGAUGUACAAGUUGAUAAACAUUAUGAAGAGUUAGAUGUACAAUACUUUCUGAGAUAAAAAUGACGGAAAAAGACGCGGGUAGUGGAUAAUCCGAGAAUUUAAUUAGGAUUCGAUAUUUGUAAUAAAUAGUAAGCGAUUAAAGACAACAUCGUCUUAUGUAUGCAAUGAAUUCUCCUCUGACUCCCAAGACGUGAAGUAAACAUGACCUGGUUUGAUUGAAUUUUAAUAGCAGGGCAUUCCUUCGCAAUUACAAUGUUUGAGAAGAAUUUGAAGCAUAAUUAUGACAAAUUAAUUAGUUUGAAUAUGUUUUUGGUCCAUAUAUACCAUUAAAUCACCCAGUUUGUACGCAGGAACCCAUCUUUAACAUUUAGCAUGGUUACAGAGAUACUUAUUUCCCCAUUAAGGAAAUGGAUAUUUUUCCACUGUAUAUUUCCAUUGAUAUGGCUAUAUAUUUCAAUACAGUAGAAUCUGCAUUAAGCAGCCACCCAAGGGAAUUUUCACGACUGACCGCUUAACGGGAGUGGUCUCUUAAUAUAAUCUUGGUUCUUUUUGUGCUGACAUAAAUUAAAUAUUGCGCUUGGAUGCAUUGGAAACGAACAUCAAUACUUGCAUCGGUAAAUUUGACCGUCGCUGAAUCUUUACUCAAGUCUCGCACAUAACUUCUGUAAACUUGUCAUUUGUACCAACCUUCGAUACUACUGUCUACCAUUGUGAUGCAUUCGAUAAUAUUUAUCCAUUUUUGUGAAGAAAAUCGAUGAAUUAAUUUUAUUUUAUCAAAAAAGCAUGUGAACAAAAAAACAUCGAUGAUUUUAUCACCUAUUUACAGGGGGUGUAACUCCGUGUGUAAUAUUACAGGAGGCGCUAAAACGUCUGUUUAACAACAAAGUGGCAAUGGAAAAGAGAUACCAGAUGAUCGUGACAAAACUCGUUACUUUUAUUUUAUUCAAUCAGUAUGAAAUAAUGUGUCAUUACGCGUGAAAACAAUGAUCAGGUUAGUCGUUUAAUAAAACAAAAGAUUAAUUUAACAGAUAAUCCCAGGUUGAUUGCUAUUUUUGCAUUUCUUUUUACCUGAUCAGUGGGGGUCCAGUUAAUUAACUACUACUCACGGGAUUAGCGGGGGUGUUAAAAAGAACGACAAGAUGGUAUCAUUCAACAAUAGCCGUUGAAUGGGCGAUGUUUUGUUGAAUUUAUGAGUAAAAUAGUGACCGCUGGCCGUGUUAAGAGGAGUGACCGUUGAAUAAAGAGAUGAAACAAUAGAAUUUUUACAGGGGGAAUUUAUUGUGACUGCUUACAAGGAGAUGUCGCUGAAUAGGAGUGGCUGCUCAUACAGAUUCUACUGUAUAUUGUUGCAGCCUUAUUAAUUAAGCUACUACCACCCGGUUUAUUAUUAUUUAUGUGUGCAGAUUACUGCAGAUUGUUUCAUUUGCCUUAUUGUAAAGGACUGUAACACAAUUUCAAAACAUCAUGUAUAGUAUAUCCAAUCUUCACAACAUCAUGUUGUUGACAUAUGGAAGCUAUCUCAAUGCAUUGGUUAUCUGUUAUUUAUUAUUGUUAAAAAAAAAUUAGAACUGAUGAAUAAUUGAUGCAGCAUCUAAAAACAUACAUUUUUUUUAAAGGCUUGAUGCAUCAUUUGCAUUUCCGCUAAAAUAUCAAAUUGAUCAAUAUACCAACGUUAGAUGAGAUCGUCUCCUGUCUUGGAUUCAAUCAGAUUUAAAGUAGUCUCAUCUGGUUUCUCCACUACCAAUAAAAGAUGGUGGUGUCUUGUUAAUUUCAGUUUAUCGUAACUUUGUAAAUAAUUAACGGAUUAAAUCAUUUUUGGACUGAUAUUCUUGUUAGAGAUUAAAGUUUCACAAUAUUGUAAUUUGUUAGGGAUUCCUAUAGAGCUAAAUGACACAUCGAGUCUUUAAGUUACAUUCAAAGAUAGAUUCCAUCAAGCAUAAUGGGGUCAACUGUGUGACCCUCUUAUGUUAUUUAUUAUCAGAAAGAAAUUGUAAUGACCAGAAAAUAUCAAUUUAUAGACUCCAGUUGCCCAUAAGCCCUCAAUAAAUUAAACAAGUUAAUUAUUACAGAUUGUUAAUCACUGAGCUUUAUAUUGCUAUUUGAGCAAGUACAUAACUCGCACAAUGCUCAGCCAUUCAUCAUUUGCAUUUUGCAAGUGUUAUCCAUGAUGGCGGCUAUGUUAUAUCUGUAGAUAGUCAAAAAUGUUUUAGUUGAAAUAUCUCGACAAUGUUUUGGGUUACAAAUUAGUUUUUUCUGGUAGGUUAUGUAUGUUUUUCCAAUUUAUGGUUAUAUAUUUAGGAUCACAUUGGUAAUGGAAAUGUCUUUACUGUAUGAAAUCCACACAAAUUUUGAAAAAUCUGAUAUGUUCUAAAGGUUUUGUAAAACAUAACAUACAAAGUUAUCUGGAGGAUUAUAAACCAUAUUUUUGUGUUUUAUCCAAUUUAUAAAAAUUUAAGAGACAUGAGCCAUUAAAUUAAAUUAAUAACUGUGUGCCAAAGAUAUACAUUUUAACCAAUCUGUAAUAAUUCCACUUUAUAAUUUUAUAAAUUAUCAGUGAAUAAUAAUAAUAUAUUAUUUACCAAAAUCACAAACUAUUCAACUAAAUAUCUGCUAGUUUUUCGUAUGGAAUUUAUCAUUUUGUUGACAGUGAACAAAAUAUUGGUUUUCUUCCUAAAAUAUCCUAUAUAUAUCAAUAAUGUUACAACCAGUUAAGUUGAUUUAAUUGUUUUCAAUUGUAUUUUCAAGGUAGAGUUUGAAUAAAUGUCCAUCAAUAACCUAAUUGGGUUUUUUUUUUAAAUUUAUUUCUAUUCUUCUUUUAUAUUCUGGAACUUCAGUUGAGCUAACUCUUAAGGAAAGUUGGACUGGUGAUAUUUUAAGAAUAAGCAUGAAAGGAGAGGUGGCUCUUCACUAUAAGAGAGAAUUCAGUGGAUGACAAUAUAAUAACAGGUGACGGCAACCACCCUUGUAAUAGUUUUAAAUAGUUACGCAAGAUAGAAUGAAAUAUUAUGAUGGAUAUAUCAAUAAUAUAUCUAUAAGCCAUUUCCCUGUGAUUUACCACAUUAGGAUGAGGUUACUUUUGAUAAAAAAAUAUUUUUUAGAAUUUUUUCCCAAAAUUUAUUGGCUUAAUUAUGGUGUGUGACAAAGCUUUUUGUUCUGAGCAAGCUCAUAUGAUGUUGUUGCCUUCAACUGUAUUAUUUUAGAAAUACUUAUUUUUCCAAUGCCUCCAGUGUACAAAAUGCUAUAGUUAUUAAUAAACUAUUCAAAGGUCAUGUUGAUUACAAUUUAUUUAAUUUCAUUGUUAUUUAAAUUAAAAAAGAAAUACCUUUUACUGUUAUAGUUGCUAAUUAUAUUUAAUUUAUAUAAAAGUAAAACAGAAAGAAAUAACUAAUGGGUAGCCUUCACAGAGCAAACAAAGAACAUAUUUUUAAAAGUUGGUUUCCCAGCAAUCUAACCACAUUUUCUUUAAUAAAGAAAAGUAUUACUAGUGGUAUCUGUAGUGAUUUGAAUAUACUUUUCAAAUCCAGCAUGCUCAUAUUAGAUCCUCUUGAAAAUUAGUCAAAAAUCAUUCUGAUUGAGUUAGUAGAAUACAAGUAUGGGAUCUAAAUCCCAGCAAAAAGAAACAUGACAUUGUAUGUUGCUCUUCCUAGAAAAUAGAUUUGUAAAUGUAUAUGUAAUUAAGGAUAUUGAAUUUCCUGGUAAUGGUACUUCUCUUUAAAACAAUUCCUUUUCUUUAACUUUUUUGUUUUACAAGUAUUUAAAUAGGUAUUUUGUAUCCAUAUUUCCUAAGAAAUAUUUAUGAGGAUCAUCUACAGUUUCAAAUGAAACAUCUAUGUUCAGCCAUUUGUUCCCUUUGUCUAAUUAUCUAAAAUAUUUUGUCUUUUAAUCUUUAGAAAAUAUGCUUAGAUUAUCUGCAAUAAAAAAUUUAUUUUGAUAACUAAACCACAAAUCUCAAGUUAGAUUUAGAUUAUCCGAUAUAAAAUAUUAUUUUAGUGAUUCUAUUUUCCUUUCUCACCAUUUGUUUAUUUUAAGAGAAUGUCAUUCUGAUGGAAAAGUGUAGACAACCACACCUCCUUCUGCUGAAUUUAAUGACAAUUUCAUAUUUAACACUCCGAGGAAGUCAUUCAUUGGCCGAAAGUGUUAAGGUUUUGUUUUGUUAUCCAUAUAAUGAACAAGUUUUUAAAGCAUUUAUAUAAAAUCAUGUAGUGUAUGCUUUUGUUUUGAUUUACAUGAAAUAUAAUAAUAAUUUGACUUUUCUUGACCUAGGCUAGCAGUUCAAUUAUGUUACAAAGCUUGUGUUAUUAUUGAUUAUUAUUAUAAAAGUUUCAGUUCAUUAAAAUUAAUUAUGAGUUAGUAAUACACUAGAUGUCCAUGAUUCCAAACAGUGUUACAAAACCAUUAAAAUUAAGAGAUUGGUUAAGUGUUUGUUCAUUAAUGUAAUAUAUCGCUUUGUUUUUUUCCUCUACCGUAAUAAAGAUCGAUACUUAUUAUAAA